This is a messenger RNA of Sporothrix schenckii 1099-18, 2058 nucleotides long. Its product is annotated as phosphoglycerate mutase family domain protein. NCBI's taxonomy places the organism in Eukaryota, Fungi, Ascomycota, Sordariomycetes, Ophiostomatales, Ophiostomataceae. Gene Ontology annotation, molecular function: phosphatase activity. The transcript has 3 exons. The record is from RefSeq and is a predicted model, not a curated record. The coding region runs from base 1 to 2058 and encodes 685 amino acids.
AUGGGAAAGCCGAGACUCCUCAUUAUUGUCAGACACGGCCAGUCUGAAGGCAACAUCUACUUGCUCCCGCUUCUCAAGUUUGCAUGGUAUGCUGACAACCUGCUUCCCACCGUAGAAAACCGUGACAUCCACCAGACCAUCCCGGACCACCGAGUUCGCCUGACCCACGAAGGAUGGCAGCAGGCGUACGAUGCCGGUCGCCGUCUGCGUGCCCUUCUGCGCGCCGACGAUACCAUUCAGGUCUUCACAUCGCCGUAUCGCCGCACGCGUGAGACCACGGAAGGCAUUUUGCAGACGCUGACGUCAGACGACCCGGAACCCUCCCCGUUCAAGCGCAACAACAUCAAAGUCUACGAGGAGCCCCGUCUCCGCGAACAGGAUUUCGGCAACUUUCAGCCCUGCAGCGCGGAAAUGGAGCGUAUGUGGCAGGAACGUGCCGACUACGGCCACUUCUUCUACCGCAUCCCCAACGGUGAAAGCGCCGCCGACGCCUACGACCGUGUCUCGGGCUUCAACGAAAGCCUGUGGCGCCAAUUUGGCGAGGAUGACUUUCCCAGUGUUUGUGUUCUCGUCACACAUGGUCUCAUGUCACGCGUCUUCCUCAUGAAGUGGUACCACUUUAGCGUCGAGUACUUUGAGGACUUGCGCAACGUCAACCACUGCGAGUUCCUCAUUAUGCGCAAGCAGGGGGACAGCGGCAAGUACAAACUCGAGAGCAAGCUCCGCACCUGGUCCGAGCUGCGGCGCGAGCGGGCCGCGCUCCUUAAACAGAAAGAGGAACUCGCUUCCAAGGAGAAGAGCGAAAAGGGAGACAAAGACAGCGCCAAAUUGGAAAGGGCUGAAUCUGGUUUGUCCUCCCCGUCCUCCACAGCAUUGGUGCCGCAAAGACGAUGGGGCGGCUGUCCUAAUGGUUGCAAUCACGAUAAGAACUUCAAGAUCCGUCCUGGACUCGCCGAUUUAAUUCUACGCGACGGGACCAACGUCUAUGACAAUGCCAAUGGCAGCCCGCGCGCGUCGAAAUCCACGUCGGCGAUCAACAACCACGGCCACGGAAAAACCAGCGGCACUCCACCUUCGCUUUCUCGGCGGACCACCGCCGUGCGCCGCUUCCAGGUGGCUGGUUACAGCGACGACGACGAUGGCGGUGAUGGUGGCGAUGAAGUGGACGACGACAACCGGCCCUCAUCGCAGGCCUCGAACGACACGAGCAACGAUGCGUCCAGCAAGAGCGCAAUGCAUGCCGCAAAUGCAACUGGCAGCGGCAGUGGCGCAGCGGGUGGUUUGGCGCCUCCCCAUAUUGACAUUACGCGUGCCCGCGAGGAGAUUGUCUCGUCGCCCGACGCCACGCCCUCGUUUAUCACGCCCGAGGACCGCCAGCGGGUUGUUUCGCCCGGCAGCUCGCCGCCACCCAUGCCCAAGUCAUUAUUGCAUAUUGGGCGCGAUUUCGGCGGGACGUACAGUGGACACACAAGCGACGCCGACUCGUCUGAGGACGACCGCGUGCGGCACCGCAUGGCACACUUGAAGCUGCACGCUGGCAGCUCCACGGAGUCGGGUGCGCAGUACACGCGCAGCCACAGUCACGGCCACGGCCACAACUAUUAUGGCAGUCACAGCAGCGACAGGUUCGUGUACGGCACGCUUGAUGCCGUUGCUGCGUCUGCCACGAUGCCGCGCAGUGGUACAAGCAAGACGGAGGCUGCGGCGGCAGUGUCUACGCUGCAAGGCGGACCCAUGUCGGCCGGUAGUGUGGGUGGUGGCUCGUCCAACCUGAGCAACAUUCGCAAGAAACGCACCAAGAACAUGGCCAACCGCUUGGGCGACGCGCCGUACUGCAGCGACUGCGACCACGACCACGAUCACGAUCACGAUCACGACCACGACCACGACCACGGCGACACCACGGACGUGGGUGCUGACGAGUUGCACGCGACCGAUGAGCUUCUCAAUGCGGAUGUCGUCCUCAUCGACUCGAACGGAGACGAUGCGACCGACGUCGACCCUGACAUGGCCCAAGCGGAGCGCGAUGACAAGAGCAUCCAGGGCAGCGUCUACUGA